Molecule: messenger RNA, 1112 nt
Organism: Ceratosolen solmsi marchali
Lineage: Eukaryota; Metazoa; Arthropoda; Insecta; Hymenoptera; Agaonidae
Gene: Prp38
Product: pre-mRNA processing factor 38
Exons: 3
Coding region: 115-972 (285 amino acids)
Source: RefSeq, a predicted model, not a curated record
GAGGUUAAGAGAGAUUAACCUUUAAAUUUUAUCAUUACAAUGGCUACGAGUUAAAAAGGAAGUAUAAAAAAUUAUUUCAACUAGCGAACUGUUGGCUAAGGUUUGUAAAAGACAAUGGCGAAUCGCACGGUUAAAGAUGCGAAGUCGAUAAGGGGAACGAACCCUCAGUAUCUCGUGGAGAAAAUUAUUAGGUCGAGAAUUUACGAUAGUAAAUAUUGGAAAGAAGAAUGCUUUGCCCUCACCGCGGAACUUCUCGUUGAUAAGGCUAUGGAAUUAAGAUUUUUAGGCGGCGUAUUUGGUGGAAAUAUCAAGCCAACGCCAUUCUUAUGCUUGGUAUUAAAAAUGCUUCAGAUUCAGCCUGAGAAGGAUAUUAUUGUCGAAUUCAUCAAAAAUGAGGAAUUCAAGUAUGUUAGAGCCUUAGGUGCAUUUUAUAUGCGCCUAACAGGAACAUCCCUGGAUUGUUAUAGAUAUUUGGAGCCGCUUUUAAACGAUUACCGUAAAUUAAGGAAGCAAAACAGACAAGGCCAAUUCGAAUUGGUUCAUAUGGAUGAGUUUAUCGACGAUCUAUUGAGGGAAGAGAGAACGUGUGAUAUUAUAUUGCCUAGGAUACAAAAAAGAUAUGUACUCGAAGAAAAUAACGAACUUGAGGCUAAAAUAUCGGCCUUGGAGGACGAUAUGGAUGAUAAUCUAGAGAGUUCGGAAGAAGAAGAGAUACCUUCGCCGAUCGAACGUCCAAGAGCGGAUGAUUACGACAGAGACAGAGAUCGAUAUAGGGAUCGGGACAAGAGGCAUUCGCGUUCUGACAAAAAGGAAAGGCUGCGCUCGAGAAGCAGAUCCCGAUCUAGGGAUCGCGAUAGGCGGGAUAGAGAGAGAAAAAGAGAAAAGGAAAGAUACAAGGACCGUAGGGAUAGAGAUCGAGACAGGGAUAGAGAAAGAGAAAGAAGACGAGAUCGCGAUAGGCUUAGGCAUUAAGAUAAUUACUUGUAAAAUAUUUAAAGUAAUUUAAAAAAAAAGAGAGAAAAAAACUAUACAUAAAACUCAUAGACUUUAGUCAUAUUUUUAUCUUAAAUAUUAAUUUAAAUAAAAUUUUUAUUAAACAAUGACACUAUAUU